AUGGUGAAAUCUGAAGAAAAAGAAAAAGAAGUUGGAUUGAAAAAAGGAACAUGGACAGAAGAAGAAGACGAAGUUUUAGCUGAUUACAUCCGUAAGCAUGGGGAGGAGUCCAGCUGGAACACGGUUGAGAAGGAAUCUGGACUCAACCGAUGCGCUAAAUCAUGCAGGUUAAGGUGGGUAAACCAUUUAAGGCCCGAAUUGAAGAAAGGUCCGUUAACCGCCAAUGAAAUAGAGACGAUCGUUCGUCUUCAUGCUAGGAUCGGAAAUAAAUGGUCCCGCAUAGCAGAAAAGAUUCCUGGAAGAACAGAUAACGAUAUUAAGAACUUUUGGAACACUCGAAUCAAAAGUUGUGAGCGUCGUGGCCUACCACUUUAUCCGCCUGAGGUAGUUCAAGAAUUAUUAAAUGAAGAGAAGAACCAAAUGAAUAUGGUACCUACUACUGUCAACUUCAACAACAAUUAUCCUUAUCCUAGUAGUAGGAUCAAAUUCAACAACUAUGACAACUUCAGCAGCAGCAGCAGCAGCCCUUCUUCACUUCUUCUUAACUUUCCUCCUGCAUUAUCUUCUUCUUCUUCUUAUUAUCCUAGGCCUCCUCCUCAUGUUGCUUCUUCUUCUUCAAAUCAUCAAUCACUUCAAUUAAUUCAGCCUCCUCCUAUUGAUCCUAAUGCUUUCUCUUCAUUUCGACCAUCGCCAAAGCUGAUGAUUGACGGUUUUGGAAACAAUACUAGUACUAAUCAUCAUCUUCCUUCCUAUUCUUACCAUGCUUUCCAGCAGGUAGCUCAGAAUUCAGGCCUCCAAUCAUUCCAAUUACCGCCGCCUAGUAGUACUGUUGCUGCUGCUCAUAAUAUGUUCUCUUCAUUUCAACAUCUACCUAAUCUCAAUGAUAUUCAUCAUAACUCAUUAUACUUCCAUUCAUUCCAAUUUGCGCCUCCUUCAUCUUCUUAUGCUGCUGCUGCUACUACUCGGGUGCCUCAUAAUUCAUUUCAAUUUGGGCCACAUCAUAAUCUUCCUUCAUCUUCUAAUGCUGAUGCUGCUGCUGCUGAUGCUUUUCCAGUGGAUCGUAAUCAUCCAGACCUCCUCCCUUCAUUCCAGUAUAAGCCUCCUAGUCCUAUUGUUGACGACAAUAGUUUCUCUUCAUUACAGCAACCACUUGAUCAGAUUAUUGAAAAUAUUGAUCAUGGUCUUACUUCCUCUUCUAAUGAUCCUUUUGAGAUGGCUCCUAUUGUUGACAAUACUUUGUCUUCAUUAAAUCAACCACUUCAUCAAAAUUUGCCAUCAUCAUCAUCAUCAUCUUCUCAGAAUUAUUUUCCAGAGCUCCCUUCAAUCCAACCUCAAGAUCCUUUUCAUUUGCCACAAUUCGACAAUCUUUCCCAAUCACCCGCAACCCAAAAUCUACAGUCAAAUUGUAUGCCUAGUCGAAAGAGAACCCACGAUGAUCAAAUGUCAACUUCACAAGAGGAGCAUGCAUUAUUGGGAAAGAACUAUUCUGGAGAUACAUCAAAUAUGUCAAUUAGGGAAAAAAUUCUAAACGAAGAAUUACUCGACUCUUUUGCUUUUGGUCAUAACUCGGUGCUUAAUGAAGACGACAAGAUGAGGUCUCCGUUUUUCUCUAAAUAUCUUAUGAAUCCGAGAAAACAUUGGAGUGGAUUGUGA
This is a messenger RNA of Impatiens glandulifera, 1653 nucleotides long. Its product is annotated as transcription factor MYB120-like. The coding region runs from base 1 to 1653 and encodes 550 amino acids. The record is from RefSeq and is a predicted model, not a curated record. NCBI's taxonomy places the organism in Eukaryota, Viridiplantae, Streptophyta, Magnoliopsida, Ericales, Balsaminaceae. The transcript has 3 exons.